AUGAGUCUGCCUCGAAACAUAUCGGCACGAAGAGAGUCGAUUGCAAAACUCACUCGGCCCGCCUUCAACUCGUCUCCCUUGGGAAUGUCGCCCCACCACUCAAUCGCCGGGCUGUACCUGGCCAACUCUGCAUUUUUGAAGCACGAGGAUGAUUUCAUAGGUGGAGCGUCAGAACAGCCCUCGAGAAAUUCCCCAGCGUCUAAUCUCUCACCUCGGUCCACAUCUGUGGGGCCAGAGAGCGCAAUCCAAACAGAUUUGUCUGCUGUGGAUCAGAGAGUUCUCGAGAGUGCCAAGAAGUACUUGAAGACCGAUGAGGAGGCUAGUUUGGCUGUCGAAGGAGCAGAUAUCACCAGAGACAUAUAUAAAUUCCGUUCGGAUAAAAAGCAAGUAAAAAGGUCUCGGAGCUUCUCUCUGAUAGACCAGGUUUCUCACAGAAGAGGCCUGAGCGCCAGUUCUCUCAAUGUUCCGGGCGGCUUUAGGAGGCAAUUUGUUUUAGAGCACUCCAGAAAGGUCAAGCCAAAUCUAAUUACGCGCAAUUUUGUUGAAUUUCUCAGUAUUUAUGGUCAUUUUGCCGGUGAAGAUUUAGAGGACGAUGACUACGUUGCCUGUCACUAUACACUCAGUAAUCUGAAAGCUGACGAGGAAAGUCCUCUCUUAGGAUCAUCUGGAGGCAGAAUCAAUUCCAACGGAACAGCAACCAACUCGAAGGCAUUGUUCUUACUUGUGAAGGCAUUUGUUGGCACUGGUGUGCUCUUUCUCCCUAAAGCAUUCUCGAAUGGUGGUCUCCUCUUUUCUGCUUUGACACUUUUCGGGUUCGGUUUCCUCUCGUAUUGGUGUUACUUGAUUUUGGUGUAUUCUAAGAUCGCGGUUAAGGUGUCGAGUUUUGGUGAGAUUGGCAGAAUCUGCUAUGGCAAUCAUAUGCAAAGACUCAUCAUAGUCUCGAUUAUUAUUUCUCAAGUGGGCUUUGUGGCUGCUUAUAUUGUCUUCACUGCCGAAAAUUUGCGGGCGUUCGUUGCCAAUGUGACAAGGUACCAAUUGGCUGACUUAGACGUCUUCUGGUUCAUCGCCGCAGAAACAUUGAUUGUGGUGCCCCUCACUUUGAUCCGGGAUAUUACAAAGCUCUCGUUGCUGGCAGUUUUAGCGAACGGCUUCAUCAUGAUGGGUUUAGUGACAAUUGUUUGUUACACUAUCAAGGAAUUUGUGAGCAACAAUCUAGUGCCCGGAGAGGGCAUUCAUUACUUUUUCAAUAAGUCCGAAUUUUCCUUAUUCAUUGGUGUGGCCAUUUUCGCGUUCGAGGGAAUUGGUUUAAUCAUCCCAAUCCAAGAAUCCAUGAUAUACCCUGACGAUUUCCCAAAAGUUUUGUUCUUCGUUAUCAUAACGAUUUCUUCGAUAUUUGUAUUCAUCGGCAGUCUCGGAUACAUGACCUUCGGUGCUCACAUUAAAACUGUCAUUUUGCUCAAUCUUCCGCAAACUUCUCCCUUUGUGAUCAUGAUCCAAAUUCUCUAUGCAUUUGCAAUUUUGCUCUCAACUCCUAUUCAAAUAUUUCCAGCCGUAAGACUCAUUGAGCUGAAGCUAUUCAAGAAAACGCAGUCUGGUAAAGCCUCCGCAAUUGUCAAAUGGCAGAAGAACCUAUCCAGAACCCUCUUUGUGUUAGCAACCAGUGUCAUUGCACUUUAUGGUGGCAAAAAUUUGGACAAAUUUGUUUCAUUUGUUGGAUGCUUCGCAUGUAUUCCCUUGGUCUAUAUGUACCCACCAAUGCUUCACUUGAAGAGCUGUUGCGCCUACACGGGCUCAUAUCGCGACAACAAAGCAAAAUUCUGGUUGGGAGUCUUAGAUUAUGUUCUAAUUUGCAUCGGAGCAACCGCAUUAGUCUACACAACGUACGACAUCCUCUUGCAUUGA
Australozyma saopauloensis is the source of this 1902-nucleotide messenger RNA. It is a transcript of the gene AVT4, whose product is annotated as Avt4p. Gene Ontology annotation, biological process: amino acid transmembrane transport. Gene Ontology annotation, molecular function: L-tyrosine transmembrane transporter activity. The transcript has a single exon. The coding region runs from base 1 to 1902 and encodes 633 amino acids. Lineage: Eukaryota; Fungi; Ascomycota; Pichiomycetes; Serinales; Metschnikowiaceae. Gene Ontology annotation, cellular component: vacuolar membrane. The record is from RefSeq and is a predicted model, not a curated record.